This is a messenger RNA of Fulvia fulva, 495 nucleotides long. RefSeq lists its product as uncharacterized. The coding region runs from base 1 to 495 and encodes 164 amino acids. The record is from RefSeq and is a predicted model, not a curated record. NCBI's taxonomy places the organism in Eukaryota, Fungi, Ascomycota, Dothideomycetes, Mycosphaerellales, Mycosphaerellaceae. The transcript is spliced from 2 exons.
AUGGCGACCACAAUGACACAGACAGUGACAGAGACCCAGCCACUGGCCACCAUGGUAGUAACAGAGCCCACUCCCAUCAUGCUCAUCGGCCUGACCGCUCGGUUCGGAAACUUCGUCUCCCGCAAGUUGAAGCCAGAAUACGAAGUAAUCCACUUCGUCUCCGACAUAACCCUGGCCAAACGCGAACUAGCCCUGGUCAUGUCCGGCGCCUCCCCGACCAUCCCCGACACCACCGGGGUAUCAACAGGCAACUUCUCCCGCCUCCCUCGCCACAUUAUCUUUGGCAAGGGAUUCCAAUGGCCUGUACUCCAAGAGGUGAGGGAGAGCGCGGGUAAUGAGGAGAGUGGAGUGUGCUGGUAUUGGGCGCCGCAGAAGGAGGGCGAUUUGUUGAUCAAGCCGGGUGAGAUUGGGAGUUUUAGUGAUGAGGCUAUUGAGAGGAUGAGUGAGAAGGUGGUGGGGAAUAUGAAGAGGGUGCUUGGGGGGGGGGGUUAUUGA